Messenger RNA from Juglans microcarpa x Juglans regia, 450 nucleotides. RefSeq names its product protein ECERIFERUM 26-like. The transcript has a single exon. NCBI's taxonomy places the organism in Eukaryota, Viridiplantae, Streptophyta, Magnoliopsida, Fagales, Juglandaceae. Bases 1 to 450 code for a protein of 149 amino acids. The record is from RefSeq and is a predicted model, not a curated record.
AUGGUAUUUACCAAAGUAGAUCAAGACUUGCUUUAUGGCAUCAAGCUUACCUCGGUCAGGUCGGGAAGAGUGACCGGUUCGGACGUGGUUCAUGACCUAAGUGGGAUGGACAUUGCCAUGAAAUUGCACUAUGUCAAAGUGGUGUACUUCUUUACCAGCCAUGCAGCUCAGGGUUUAACCCUGCCUCGCUUUAAAGAAGCCGUAUUCGAAUGCUGCUGUGACUUCUACUACACAUCUAGCCACCUCCGGCGAUCAGAGUCUGGGAGGCCAUACAUAAAAUACAAUGACUCUGGCGCUAGAUUCAUCGAAGCACACUGUGACAUGACCAUUGAUGAAUGUCUAGAGAUGAAGGGUUUCUACUCUGAUAUGCAGAAGUUGCUUGUGUCCCAACAAGUCAUUGGGUCUAAACUAACAUUCUCUCCCGCCACUACAAGAGAUUGUAUUUUUUGA